CAGGCUGUCAAGAAAAGCAAACUUACUGGAUCUCAAAGUUAAUAAGGCGUCACAGAUUUUCGCGUUUGUUUAAUGAUAAUGUUCGAAUGAACAGCUUAAGUUUAUUUGGAUAUAAAACAUUCAAUUUCAGUGUUGAAUAGGGUGACGACUCACGCCAUACAGCUUCCGGGUGUUCGAGCUGCAUGCGUCACUUCACGAGCAAUUACGUGACAAGAAUCUGAAUCACCGGCAAUGAUUUGAAGAGAAAGAGGGGUCUGCUGUAAAUGACAACAUUUUCUGCUAUUUCUCUCUGCUAUGUUUGAGAUCGAAGUGUGAAUCAGACGAGGCCCGUAUCAGCUGCUCUUAGUUUAGAGUAAAAUCGGUUCCUGCAUUUUCUAGAUAAUACUACACAGAAAAGAUGAACCGCCUGUUUGGAAAAGGGAAGGCCAAGGAGCCUCCUCCUAAUCUGUCUAACUGCAUUGAGGUCCUUGACCAACGAGCCAACAAUAUGGACGAGAAAAUAAAAAAAUUGGAUGCUGAAUUAUUUAAAUAUAAGGAGCAGAUGUCGAAAAUGCGAGAGGGACCACCCAAAGACUUGGUGAAGCAGAAAGCAUUGCGAAUUUUAAAGCAGAAGAAGAUGUACGAAUCUCAACGAGAUAACCUUAUGCAGCAGAGUUUCAACAUGGAACAAGCAAAUUUCGCAACGCAGCAACUGAAGGACACAAAGACAACGAUGGAAGCAAUGAGGUUGGGUGUUAAGGAAAUGAAACAUGAAUAUAAGAAAGUUAACCUAAACGAGAUUGAGGACCUUCAAGACGACCUUGAAGAUAUGCUUGAACAGGCCAACGAAGUUCAGGAAGCAUUGGGUCGUUCCUAUGGUAUGCCUGAAAUGGACGACGAGGAACUGGAAGCAGAAUUGACAAUGCUGAACGAUGAAAUUGCACUUGAGGAAGACACGUCGUAUCUGGAAGACGUCACAGCUCCAAAGGUUCCAAGCAAAGGUCCGUCACAGAAACAGAAGCCGCAAGCGGUAGAAGGCGGCAUAAUGGUGGACGAAUUCGGGUUGCCUAAGUUACCCUCGAACUAGAUUUUUCGCCUCUUCCUGACUGACGAAUUUACCAUGAAAGGUGGAAACAGCUGCCGGUCUACUUUAGACCGGCAAAGACAAAGUAAUACCGUGGAAAACACAAGAAGGUCUGGCAUAGCCUUAAAUUUUACGUUGUGUCGUUUAUCUUUAUUUUGAAACAUAAUAGAGAGAGAGCAUCAAUUGAAUUAUUUUUUACAAACAGUAACAAUUACUGGAUUUAGUUGUUAUUAAUCUAAAGAUGCACAUCAUGGCUAGGAUGCUCCGCUUACAGUAUCAUUUCUGAGAUAAAAGCAGCCUUUCACUAAAAAUUAAUGUUUGCAGCUCUUCAAUGGCUCCAUAGCUGGCGUUCGUAUGAGCUGAUGUAUUAAUUUUGCCGAUAGUCGAACGAACUUUAUCGUCGAAUCGAAAGUCGACACGCAAACUAACUGUGCAAAAUCUGUUGACAAUUGAUAACUGAGGCAUCAAAAUAAUCGGAUAAUUUAAAAAUUACGUAAGCGAAUAUUUGAAUUUUUGGGCUAGGCUAAUAAAAAGCUAACCGUUUACGAGGAAAGAAUAUAAAAUAAUUUUAAACAUUACAUAUAAAAAAAUACGCUUAAAGUAGUUGAAAACUGUUCAGAUUUCGAUUUCAAACGAUUCGAAUGAACGUUAAUAUGAUCAUUGUGUACAUGUGAUAAUUUAGUGCAUUGAUAUACUUUUCUGCUGUUACAGAACUUACUAAUACGUAUCGACCAGUGUAAUGGCUUACGACAGGCAUAAUACAGAUGCAAGUUGUUUAUCACAAAAGAUUGUUAAGUGGGUAAUAUUUUCCCACUAUACGGUUUCAAAUGUGGAAAUCUCGUUUGUUAAUCAAAAUAAACAAACGUAUGUAUUGUAUAAAUAGAACGGG
Varroa destructor (honeybee mite) is the source of this 1952-nucleotide messenger RNA. It is a transcript of the gene Vps60, whose product is annotated as vacuolar protein sorting 60. The record is from RefSeq and is a predicted model, not a curated record. Gene Ontology annotation, cellular component: multivesicular body. Gene Ontology annotation, biological process: late endosome to vacuole transport via multivesicular body sorting pathway; vesicle budding from membrane. Lineage: Eukaryota; Metazoa; Arthropoda; Arachnida; Mesostigmata; Varroidae.